Molecule: messenger RNA, 1077 nt
Organism: Ylistrum balloti
Lineage: Eukaryota; Metazoa; Mollusca; Bivalvia; Pectinida; Pectinidae
Exons: 6
Coding region: 1-1077 (358 amino acids)
Source: RefSeq, a predicted model, not a curated record
AUGGAUGCCACAGUGCUGUUUGUUUUCAUUUUACUUACCUGGAUAUCCAACUUGAAAGCUGAUAUUAUUGUCCAAUCAGAUCUGUACUGUUCUAUCUGUACCUUCAAUGAAGAGUACUGCAGAAAUCCAGCUUAUGUCAACACCAGAUACAAGUUCUACAGUCGUGAUGCUGAAGAUGUCAAUUCAAACGUGGGUUCCACCUACCAAGAUGGCAGGAACUGUAUUGUAUCUAUAGAAGCAAGUCCAAACAAUCAGAUAGAAGUUCAGAUUGACAGCCUUGCAAUAGACAGCUAUGCUGUGAUGGAUGAAAGGGGUUAUCCAAAAUACUGUUACGAUUAUCUAAAACUUUAUAAUGGACCUACUGCUGACAAUGCCAAGAUGUUUCGCAACAUACCUCCAUCUGGUAUAUGUGGGAGGAAGAAUUCCCCAGCAGACAUGGCAGAUAUCCAGAUAUUCAAAACCACCCAGAACCAUUUGACUGUCCAGUUUGUCACUGACGGUCGAAAGGAGAACUUUGGGGGGUUCAAGCUGAGGAUUUCUCAAUAUCCAUACUCUAAUACAGGGAAUUUGUAUCCUUCUGGUGGUAACCUUGGAGGUUGGAAUGAUGGCUCCUUGAAUGAGUUCCAGGUGUACUGGAAUCAAAAGAAUGUGAUCCCUGGGGGAGUGUUUCCAGGAAGUGGAGGCAAUGACUAUAGUCAGGAGGAGGGUGGGGUUUCCUGUUAUGACUGCAACUUUUGUCCAAUAGAACCAUUUGAUCCUGACCAGUUAGCAAUCAACACCAGAUCAGGAUGUUAUGUCUGCUCAAAGGAAUUUGAUAACAGUUACCAAAAUGCAAGGCGACAGUGCUAUUCACAAACAGAUUAUACAUAUCUUUUGGAAAGUUUAUCUGAUGGAAUAGACAAGGUGGAAAGCUACAGUGGCUGCAAACAGUUUGUGACGCAAUAUGGUCGUACAGUCAACUAUUGUUUCUGUCAGGAAGACAAAUGUAACACUGGUACCACACUUCUGUUCAACUGGAAAUUCCUGUUGUUCAUUGUCAUGACUACCUCGAUAUGGCUUUCGUUGUUACCGUGGUAA